GAACUAAAGAGAACCGGGAUUCCCUAGCUAAUCAAACAAACCUGCUUUUGACUGAUCCAAUUUAGAGAUCUCUACGUCCAGGAUUAGCUUGUUUUGGUGUCUAUGCAAGGAACCAUGGGAGUCACAAGCUUAUGCAGAAUAGCAGACAGCAGGUGUAUAAAACAGAGAUUUCAGCAGAGUUCCAGCUAAAUACCUUAGCUGGCUUAAAUGAUUGAAUCAAUCCCUCACUGCACUACACCAACAAUGAUUUUGGAUGAUGAAGACUCGGUUUUUGCAGAGAUUGCAAUUGCUGAACAUGAUAUAGAGACCCCACAUGGUGUCAUCCAUGUCACCAUGCAAGGACUACCCAAAGGAAAUAGACCCGUCAUCCUAACCUACCAUGACAUUGGACUGAAUCAUAAGUCUUGCUUCAACUCCCUCUUCAGCUUCGAGGACAUGCAUGAAAUUACCCAGCACUUCGCAGUGUGUCAUGUGGAUGCUCCAGGGCAGCAGGAAGAAGCCCCUGCUUUUCCAAUAGGGUAUAAUUAUCCGUCUAUGGACCAGCUUUCUGAUGUGCUUCCACUGGUUCUCAAUAAUUUGGGUCUAAAAAGUGUUAUUGGAAUGGGUAUUGGUGCUGGUGCCUACAUCCUAUCUAAAUUUGCGCUAAAUCACCCUGAGUUGGUGGAAGGAAUGUUGCUCAUUAACAUUAAUCCCUGUGCAGAAGGAUUGAUCGACUGGGCAGCUAAUAAGAUUUCUGGAUGGGCACAUGCUCUGCCAGAAUCAAUCAUUACUCAUCUAUUCGGAAAGGAAGAAAUCCAGAACAACCACAACUUGAUCCAAACAUACCGACAACUUAUCACCAAUGAGAUCAACCAAAGCAAUCUUCAGCUCUUUGUAAACUCAUACAACAGCCGAAGAGAUCUUGAAAUCGAACGACCUAUCCCUGGACAAUCAAAUGUGAAAACCUUGAAAUGUCCUACGCUUCUGGUUGCUGGAGAUAGCUCACCAGCUGUUGAUGCCGUGGUGGAAUGCAACUCUAAACUGGACCCAACAAAGACUACUCUUCUGAAGAUGGCAGAUUGUGGCGGUCUACCUCAGGUUGAUCAGCCUGCAAAACUUACAGAGGCCUUUAAAUACUUCAUACAGGGCAUGGGCUACAUGCCCUCUGCAAGUAUGACCAGACUUGUCAGGUCGCGCACUGCUUCUGGCUCCAGUGUGACCUCUAUGGAGGGGAACCGGAGCCGAGCCCAUACUGGUGAAGGCACAAGGAGCCGCUCUCACACUGGAGAGGGCAGUAGGAACCGCACCCACACCUCGGACGGCUCUCGCAGCCGCUCACACACUGACACCGACAUCGAAUCCAACUCCUCCCAUGCAACUGCGGGUCCGCCCGUCCCCAAGGCCAUGGAGCUGUCCUGUUAAACCACAUCCACAUCCUGCUUAAAAAAACAACACUGCUACCUGUGUUCCACCGCUGCUUAUCACGAAAACCAAAGGAUUUCUUUGUGUUUUUGUCCCGUUUUAGUUUUUAAUUACAGAUCAAGUGAGAGAUGUGCAGAGUUUCUACUCUUUCAGCAGUAGGGUAUGCUUCUGACAAUCUAAAACUACUUUCGUGGUGGAAUUGAGAUAGGUAAUGCUUUUGAAGGUAGGCUUUGUUUUGCAGUGGUUUGGGCCACUUGGAUCAAAAUGAUGGCAAAUGUCCUCAGCUACACUACACGGUUUCCAAUGUUUGGUAACCUGAAUUUAAUGAUUUUUUUUUUUUUUACAUUGUAGUUCAUAAGCUUUAAAGUUCAGUUUGCUUUGGGUUUUUAAUGUUCUUGAAAGUGUUUAUUUUGGUGCCAGCACUGAUAAACUACUGUAGGUGUGGAGGUAUGGCUGUCAUUGUAACAUCCUUCAUUGAAAUUGCAUUUUUAAAGCUUUCUUCUUGUAAAUGAAAAAUAAACACUUGGCAAAUGAUUAAUGUACUGCUAUUUUGUAAAUUACAUUGUUCUUUGCAAGUUUGUCCAAUGGAACAAAAAAGUGCCAUUGAUCCCAGUAUUUGCAUUUUCAAGCUUUUUUGUUUGUUUUAAUAAAUCUAUGCUGGUAUAAAACAGCAAUGUUUAAUAUUUGAUAAUUAACAACAUACUACAGGGUGAGCUGACUUGCUUACUGAAAAAGCUUAAUAUUUUAAUAAAAUUGUAACUAUUGAUUUGUUUGCUUUAUAGAAAAAAUAAAAUGGACCUUGUAAAGAUACAAAAUUGUAGAGGGAGAAUCGGUUUUCCUAAUGACGAACAUUUGUAUUUAUUUAAAUAAAAUGUGCAACUUUGCAAAUACUA
Messenger RNA from Acipenser ruthenus (sterlet), 2294 nucleotides. Its product is annotated as protein NDRG1-like. Gene Ontology annotation, biological process: signal transduction. Gene Ontology annotation, cellular component: cytoplasm. Bases 208 to 1401 code for a protein of 397 amino acids. The transcript has 14 exons. NCBI's taxonomy places the organism in Eukaryota, Metazoa, Chordata, Actinopteri, Acipenseriformes, Acipenseridae. The record is from RefSeq and is a predicted model, not a curated record.